CCCUGUCCAUAAUUAAAUUCGUUAAUUCUCCAUCCUACAUAGUUCUCGAGCACGAAUUAUCUAUUUCUUCUGUAACGUGUUUGUUGUUGAGUGAUUUCAGGUUUUGACUUGAGACAAUGAGUUGUCGACACUCUCUGAUAACAUUGAGACACUUCACUAGAUAGAGAUCUGCUUGCUGUGAUUAGUAUAGUACAAUCCUGACUUUACUGAUGAUUUCAGGUUUUUGUGUUGGCUGACCAGAAAUAUUGCAGCAAUGUAUGUGUUACAAAAUCUGAACCUGUGGUGACCUCCCCAUCCCUUGCACUUAGUGGCAUCAGACAAACAACAAAAAGACCACAAACUGACCCUUUCCUGAACAAACAAUGGACUCAGACCAACACGGUGUUUUCCCAAGUUCUCCCAAGUAUCAUCCAUAUUACCCUCAGAACACGGAGUGUGGUGGCGUAAUCGAUUUAGGUCUCAGCCUGAGAACCAUACAACAUGAGAUUUACCAUACAUCUGGCCAAAAAUAUUGUAGUAAUGAAGGAUACAGACGGAAUUGGGGUUAUGUAAAGGUCACUAUGGAUGGGUUUGUGGUAGGUCGCAAGGUAUGUGUUCUUGAUCAUGGAGGCUAUUCAACUCUUGCUCAUCAACUCGAGGACAUGUUUGGGAUGCAGAGUGUGUCGGGAUUGAGAUUGUUCCAGAUGGAGUCUGAGUUCUGUUUGGUCUACAGAGACGAAGAAGGUAUCUGGAGGAAUGUUGGGGAUGUUCCAUGGAAUGAGUUCAUAGAAACCGUGGAGCGGCUGAGAAUCACAAGAAGAAACGAUGUUAUACUUCCGUUUUAAGUUCAAAAACUUAUUAGCUUCUCCUCUCUUUCUUCACUCUUUGUUCUAGUUUCGUUUUAAGUUCAAAAACUUAUUAGCUUCUCCUCUCUUUCUUCACUCUUUGUUCUAGUUUCCAAUUGUCAGCUCUGAUUUCUGAAUCUUGAAUGGGAAACGAAACAAAAGAAAAGAGGUAAAUGUAACUUUGCAUACGAUUAUUCGAAAUAAAGAAAGAACCACGAACAAGACUUGUGUCUAAAGCA
Molecule: messenger RNA, 1063 nt
Organism: Arabidopsis lyrata subsp. lyrata
Lineage: Eukaryota; Viridiplantae; Streptophyta; Magnoliopsida; Brassicales; Brassicaceae
Product: auxin-responsive protein IAA34
Exons: 5
Coding region: 363-824 (153 amino acids)
Biological process (GO): regulation of DNA-templated transcription
Cellular component (GO): nucleus
Molecular function (GO): protein binding
Source: RefSeq, a predicted model, not a curated record